Molecule: messenger RNA, 2500 nt
Organism: Epinephelus fuscoguttatus (brown-marbled grouper)
Lineage: Eukaryota; Metazoa; Chordata; Actinopteri; Perciformes; Serranidae
Product: mitochondrial fission factor homolog A-like
Exons: 7
Coding region: 140-1006 (288 amino acids)
Biological process (GO): positive regulation of mitochondrial fission
Cellular component (GO): peroxisome; mitochondrial outer membrane
Source: RefSeq, a predicted model, not a curated record
UUAUUGGCGGCUCCACACACUGGCUAGUGUCUGUCGGUUUCUCUCGUCGUCGGUCCCGGUGGAUGCUGUUAAUAUUACACAGCGAACAGCAUUUUGACACAUGACAUUUUAACUCUGGUGCUAAAACCAUAACGGCUGGAUGAGUGGGCCAACUUUCACCUCCCCCUCUGCAGAGGUGGCUGAGAUGAACCGCAUCCAUUAUGACUUGGAGUACACAGAGGGCAUCAGCCAGCGCAUGCGGAUCCCAGAGACCCUUAAGGUGGCUUCAGGAAACCAAAUGGGAUCUCUGCCACUUCAGCAACCCCUGCCCAUUCAUGCAACUCUGAUGCAUGUGCCGGAGAGGAUUAUUGUAGCAGGUGAUGAUGGAGACGCUCAAUUUUCUCGUCCCCGAGACUUGGACCUGAUUCAGUCUGUCCCUCCCAUGGAUCUCCUGAACAUGAAGGCCCCACCGCGGGUCCUCACACUCUCAGAACAGCCACUGGAUUCCCUUGAAACUGAACAGACUACCACAUCACAGAGCAAUCUCAGCCAGGUGGGCCACUUUCACGGUCGGUCUCGAAGAGAACGCAGUGCGAGUGAGAACAUAUCUGGCCGCCACAGCAGUCAGAUUGUCAGAGGUGAUGUAAGUGUAACCCCUUCCCCUUCUGCCCCCCCAGUCCGGUUGUGCCCACCCCUCUGUUCCCCUGAGGAUGCGAACAUCAACCUGUUUACAGCUGCGGGGUUCCUCUCUUAUAUUCAGUCGACAACACGGCGGGCAUACCAGCAGGUCCUCGAUGUGCUGGACGAAAGCCACCGCAGGACACACCUGGACCUGGCCCUGGAAAUAAACCCUGAUGAGUCUGGCUUGGUGGACGCUUCAUCACUACGACGACAGAUUGUGAAGCUGAACCGGCGCCUGCAGCUGCUGGAGGAGGAAAACAAAGAACGUUCCAAGCGAGAGGUGAUCCUGUACUCUGCUACGGUGGCAUUCUGGCUUAUUAACACCUGGAUCUGGUUCCGUCGCUAAGAUUUGACAAGCGUCUCCCAAAACACUGGAAGCCAAAGCAAGUCCUUGUUAAAGGUGCAACCAUUAAAAUACAAUACAAGUCUUUGCAGCCACAGAAGACAACAACAGCACUGGCAAAUGUCCACCACAGUGUUCUGAGACUCUAUAGCAAAUCCUACAGUGGGAUUAGACAUACAAUUUCAAACUAAGCACUGUAGAGAUAAAAGUUGAAGCAACUAAAUGUUGCUAAAUUUCACACUGGCUGGUAUUCACACCUUAAAAUCUGACCAUCAGCUUGCUUUUGUAGGGUACAACACCACUAGAAAUUUAGAGUAUCUCACAUUCAAAGAUUCAUCUGUGUGUUCCAUUCAACAACUAGCAAGACAAAGCACAAUGACUCUACAGGUGGAUGUUUGCAAAAUGUUUGCAACUGCUUUGAUGUGGCGAGCCAAGGUCUGUCAUGUUGCAGCAACAGCAAACAGAGGUUACCUUAUUUAGGUAAAACUAGCUACAAUAUAGGCUGCUGUCCAACAAAUAAAAUGUCAACUCUAAAUCAGCGUUUAAAGGUCCAGUGUGUAGGAUUUAGGGGGAUAUUUUGGCAGAAAUAUUAUAUAAUAAGUAUGUUUUCUGAAGUGUAUAGUCAGUUUGGGUUUUCAUUGUCAUAGAAUGACCCUUUUGGAUAACAUGAAACUGCUUUAGGGCAUCUGUCCACCUAGUGUUUGUCUUCAGCAGAGGGUAUGUUUUUAUGACAGCAAUAUCUUGAUACUAACAUUAGGUAGGUAGCUAACAUAAUGCUACAUUAACAGGAUUGACUACACAGUCAACAACGAGCAUACAAAGCAAAUGGUGAUAAAAGCACAACGCUCACCACCAGCAACAUCCAGAGUCCGCCAGCUGAUCUGCUCCCAAAAAACAAGCUUUUCUGUCUUACUUGUGACAGUAGGCAACAGCAGUCUAGCUAAAGAAACAGCAGUGAUGUCAUGUCACCCGCACCUUUUUGAAGAGGUGAGAGAUUUUCAACUAGAGGUGCUUGGAAUGGCUGCAAAAAAAAAAAAAGGCAUAGCGCUCUGAAAAAAGACACUGGGUGUGGACACAGCCCUUAUUCGGUGUUUUUACCGGUUUAAAUCACCUGGGGUCUCAUUUAUAAACAUGCAUGCGCACAGAGAGGCCUGAAACAAGUGUAUGCCACUUCCCACGCAAAAGUUCUGAUCUAUAGAAACAGAUUGAUGAGAGAAACUUUGACCCAUGCUUACAAACAUUUUGGAGAUGGGAAAUUGGCGAUGCAAAUGAUGAGGUGGAAGCCUUACAGUCGAAACUGUUGAAUACUGUUUGGCUUUUGUUUGUGCAUACAUUUUUAGUGUGGAUCCUAUGCACCGUUUUAUAAAUGAGAUCCCUGGUCCGUGUAUUUUGGAGAAGAGCAGGCCUCUGCGGAUAAUUUGGCUCCUGAUAAAAAUCUCCUGAAUGUCUGGAUCAGAAAAAAACAGUGUCAGCUAUAUCUUGAUUUGUAAUGUGAAA